Messenger RNA from Colletotrichum godetiae, 1575 nucleotides. RefSeq lists its product as uncharacterized. The record is from RefSeq and is a predicted model, not a curated record. The transcript is spliced from 2 exons. NCBI's taxonomy places the organism in Eukaryota, Fungi, Ascomycota, Sordariomycetes, Glomerellales, Glomerellaceae. Bases 1 to 1575 code for a protein of 524 amino acids.
AUGUCCUCUUUAGGCCUUCCAGGCCCAUUCAACAUACCUCCGGGAGACGCCAACCUCAAUCGGAACUGGAACGCCUUUCUCGACAAGCACAACCUCCGAAACAUCUGGCAGACAACCCGUGCCGAUAUCAACAACCUCUGCAAUACCGCGCUCUUGGCCUUGCAAAUCUCACGGAGCCAGCAGAUCGCUAUUGAGGACUCCAUACUCGAUCUCUGGGAUCGUAUAGGCCUUACGGUGGACUACCUCAACCCAGAUGCGAACCCAUUAUGGAGGGCGGAUGAGCAGCUCGUCAAGCCCACAGCACUGCGGCUCCAGGAGCAGCGACGACGCCUCCAGGUACAGAUGAACAUGUGCCAGAACGAGGUCCACUGGGACCAGGUGUGGCUCGAGCUAGACAUGAGCAGCAACCCGCCGACUGCACUGUCUAGAGGGGGAAGCCCCUCGCCGGUCGUCUCUGACGAGGAUAAGACGCUAGACGAGGAUCCAGGUCUGAAUAUGCAGGAGACGGGGGAAGCGGAGGGACGAGAGAGUAAUAUACUCAGGGUCGCCAAGUCGCUGAGCUGCACGAGGUACUUCCUCGGCCACGCAGCGGGAGACCCAAUCUUCUCCUACGAUGGGCGGGACUUCGACUACCGUGGCCGGGUCCCUCGAGACCCUAAGGAAGAUGUACUGCGCUUGCAGAUCCUCCUUCCAAAGGUUCUCGCACAGCUCGUCACCCUCAUCGCGUUCUCCCCCUCUCUUGAGUUUCCGGAAGAGUGCGUCGAGAUGCUCAACUGCGUUGACAACUCAUCCGACGAGCUCAUCUUGAGGGUUUGCUUCUCUUGGAUCUUGAAAUUUGGUGAAGGCCUCCCAGCGACAUACGCGUACUUCCUCGGCACCAGCCCCGUCAUACAGGAGUUUGCCUGGCUCGCCUGGGACAUCUGCACCGACGCCAACAAACUCUGGUCCAGAGAUACAACCCGCGACCGUACGAGCCUGAUGAGAAGCCUUGCGCCCAUCAUGGAACUCCUGUCGUUCGACAGGACUCCGGUAUUGGCAUCACCAGGUUUGGUGUUGAGAAACUUUGCGGAAUUACACGAAGCGGAAGAAGAAAGGGAGGCCAAAGAGCUCGUCUUUGAGCAGAAGGAGUACGACGUUGCAUUGGUGUAUGAUGCAUCAAUUUGCGAGUCAAUCAAAAGCCUCUACUCAACUUACACGGGAAGACACCACCCCGACGUCGGCGUUCUCUUCCUUCGAAUAGCACCGCCUCAGUUCCUCCUCGACAACAACGACAACGUGUUCGCCAACGGUCCGAUCCCCGACGAGGUCAUUGCCGCGCACCACCGGAUCAAAUUACGGCUCCUCGACGAUCCGGAACCCGAAGCCGAACGCAGUCCUGUAGUUGACCACCGGACUGUAUCUGCAGACGAUAUCCAGCCCGAGAUAGUCGUCUCAGGAUUCACGCGCAGGAGGCACCGUCAACAGCAGCGCACAGAAAGGAACGAGACUCCCGCCGAACCUCCGCUGAAGAGACGACGAGGUCGUCACCCAAAACACCGCCCGACACCUCCCACGUCCGAUCCUGUCGCCGAUUGA